UACUACAUAUUCGGCUAAUACGAAAAUCCUCAACAGCAUAGUUAUUGCGUGUUUUGGGGGUUCAAUUGAUUGAUUCAGCAAAACUGAAUAUUAGGAGAAAAUUUUCAUCACUGGAACAAAAGAGUCUCCCUGGAGUAGUUAACAGCAAUGGGAAAUCUUUUCUGUUGUGUGCAAGUGGAGCAAUCUACAGUGGCUAUAAAAGAAAAUUUUGGACGAUUUGAGAAGGUGCUUCAGCCAGGAUGCCAUUGCAUGCCAUGGUUCCUUGGGAAACAACUUGCUGGUCAUCUCUCUCUUCGACUUCAACAAUUGGAUCUUCGAUGUGAGACCAAGACAAAGGAUAAUGUAUUUGUUACUGUUGUUGCUUCAAUUCAGUACCGUGCCCUGGCAGAGAAGGCCAAUGAUGCUUUUUACAAACUCAGCAAUACAAAGACCCAAAUUCAGGCAUAUGUUUUUGAUGUAAUUAGGGCAAGUGUUCCAAAGCUGAACUUGGAUGAUGCUUUUGAGCAGAAAAAUGAAAUUGCCAGAGCUGUGGAAGAAGAGCUUGAGAAGGCUAUGUCAGCUUAUGGGUACGAAAUUGUUCAAACACUGAUUGUUGAUAUAGACCCAGAUGAGCAUGUGAAGAGAGCUAUGAAUGAAAUCAAUGCUGCUGCAAGAUUGAGGGUGGCAGCUAAUGAGAAGGCAGAGGCAGAGAAGAUCUUGCUAAUUAAACGAGCAGAGGGUGAGGCUGAAUCUAAAUAUCUCUCUGGGUUGGGUAUUGCUCGCCAACGUCAAGCAAUUGUGGAUGGAUUGAGAGACAGUGUGCUUGGAUUCUCAGUCAAUGUACCUGGGACGACUGCAAAAGAUGUUAUGGACAUGGUCCUUGUCACUCAGUAUUUUGAUACUAUGAAAGAAAUUGGCGCUGCCUCCAAGUCUUCUGCUGUCUUUAUUCCACAUGGACCUGGUGCUGUUCGCGAUGUUGCCACCCAAAUUCGUGAUGGCCUUCUUCAGGCUUCUCAUCAGUAGCUUCUAUUCCAUCAAGAUCUUAUAUUUCGUUUGCAUGGGAGAAUGGUGAAGCUAUAGCGCCUGUGGUUAUAUACUUGUGUUUCUGUGCAGCUUUUUGUGAUUUGGUUUUAGAAUAAACUGCUAAAUUGAUCUUCCAAAAAUGAUAACAGCAACUGAUUUAUCUUCUAAAUAUUUUUUGCAUCAAAUUAGUCCCACAAUUAUCUAAGACUUUACCACCUUUGUUCUAAAAUUAGUCUUUGAUUUGUAUCUUUGAGGGAUUGAUUUGUUGGCCAAAAUCCUUUGGAGGACCAGUUUCUUGGCAUUUUUUAUUUAUACUUUGAGACAGUCAAGUAAAUACUGUGUAUUCUGUUGUCUUUAUUUUGAAUAAUGUAUAAUAAAACUAUCAAGUAUCUGUAUAUAAAAGUUGUC
Molecule: messenger RNA, 1410 nt
Organism: Vigna umbellata (rice bean)
Lineage: Eukaryota; Viridiplantae; Streptophyta; Magnoliopsida; Fabales; Fabaceae
Source: RefSeq, a predicted model, not a curated record